Linderina pennispora is the source of this 995-nucleotide messenger RNA. RefSeq lists its product as uncharacterized. The transcript has a single exon. The record is from RefSeq and is a predicted model, not a curated record. The coding region runs from base 254 to 661 and encodes 135 amino acids. Lineage: Eukaryota; Fungi; Kickxellomycota; Kickxellomycetes; Kickxellales; Kickxellaceae.
AGGUGCUGACCUUCAGCGCUGGUGUGCGAGUGUGCCCCGGAAGAAACCUGGCAAUGGUUGAAAUCAUGACGACCCUGGCCAAUGUGCUGAACCGCUUUGACCUGAGGCUGCCUGAGGACUCGCUGUUCAAGCCUGAUAUCCGCGACCAGCAUGGGCUUCCUAUCAUCAUGCCGCGCAAUAACGCAGUAACCUCUGCUCCGAUGUUCCCAGACCGCGACUGUAAUGUCGUUAUCAGCCGGCGCAAGUAAUCAUUAUGCCUUGUACAUGCGUAUUUCUUUCUUACAUUCCAAUAUUUAACGCACACCUCUGGCCUGCUUUUCUGCUCUGCUCUGGCUCGACAUGUGCGGAAAUUGACCCAAAAAUAGACACGGUAUAUGCCUGGAUGAGAGCUUAUUUAAAUACGGGUGAGCAAGGGGCUAAGCCACCUGAAUGGGGUAGGCCAGGCGUAGCAAAAUUAGAAAAGCCCGGCGAGCCCAUCACCGCUGCGAUUGCUGCUGCCACCGCCAAGGGAACAGCCAAUCCUGGCUGCAAAUCGACUGCGCCGUUUGGCUCAGUGGUCGAGCUGGGCUCUUUCUCGGAGCUUUCGAGUGUGCUGGUCGGCGAGGGAGUGCUUGUAGGCUUAUGUGUCGAUGUCGGUGUUGGCGUCAGUGUCGGCGUCUGAGAACCAGCCAGCGCCUGGGCACGGCUCAGGUACCCAGCCGGCACGUCGGCACAAAGGCCGCCGUAGGGCAGUGGUGCCAUACAGCCUAACAGCCUUUUCGUAGUCGCCCGGCUUGCCCAAGUACUUUGCGUCAUUGAUAUUCAUGUUGACUUGGUAGAAGAUGCUCGCCCAUGAGACAGACGCUGCCGACACGUACGACUUUGUAUUGGUGAUCUUUGGCGCAUCCUUGAUGAGGUCCUCGCCAUAAACAGCACUAGCCAGAAUAGCCAGCGGGAGUGUGAGUAUCAGACGCAUUAUGCUAUGUAUUUAAGGUAAUGUAGUGUUUGGAGGGUAG